This is a messenger RNA of Sarcophilus harrisii (Tasmanian devil), 1148 nucleotides long. RefSeq names its product ribosomal protein L30 (gene RPL30). Gene Ontology annotation, molecular function: RNA binding; structural constituent of ribosome. The transcript is spliced from 4 exons. Gene Ontology annotation, cellular component: cytosolic large ribosomal subunit. NCBI's taxonomy places the organism in Eukaryota, Metazoa, Chordata, Mammalia, Dasyuromorphia, Dasyuridae. The record is from RefSeq and is a predicted model, not a curated record. Bases 133 to 444 code for a protein of 103 amino acids.
CUCAGACGUUCUUCCGCUUCCGGUCCCGCCCCUGAAGAGCGUUGCAUUGUGGGAGCUCCUUCCUUUCUCGCUUCCCGGCCAUCUUGGCGGCAGGUCUCUGGCUGAGGGUCCUCCCGCACCGCAGGCAGGAAGAUGGUGGCCGCGAAGAAGACGAAAAAGUCGCUGGAGUCCAUCAACUCGAGGCUCCAGCUGGUCAUGAAAAGCGGCAAAUACGUGCUAGGCUACAAACAGACCCUGAAAAUGAUCAGGCAAGGCAAGGCCAAGCUGGUCAUCUUAGCCAACAACUGCCCAGCCCUGAGGAAAUCAGAGAUUGAGUAUUAUGCUAUGUUGGCCAAAACUGGAGUGCAUCACUACAGUGGCAACAACAUUGAAUUGGGUACAGCAUGUGGGAAGUACUACAGAGUAUGUACACUAGCUAUCAUUGAUCCCAGGUAUGUUUAUUAAAUCAGUUUUGUUAGCUAUAUAUGUUCAAGUCUAUAGUUCCCCUUUUAACAAUUGUGUGUUCAAGUACUUAUGUGCCAGGAACCAUGAUAAACCUCAGGAUUAUGAAUUGGGGUUGUGGAUGUUUAAAAACAAUCUUUACACACCUUUAAAAUUUUACUUUAUCUGACUUAUCUAAGAAAUAGCAGUGCUGUGGGGGACAAGGGAAAAUUAAUUAUAAUGACAUUUUCUUGGGGAAGGAUUGGUGAAUGUACAGAAUUUCUGGGCUGCUGAGGUUUUUAUACUUUAGAACAGAACAAUAGGGCUUUCCCAAGAAACAAGCUUUUAUAUAUGAUGUAAUUUUAAGGAAUUGGUGGUUAGAAAGAGGAAUUAUAAGUAUCAUUGAUGCCUAGAAAAGAUAAGGAGCUCACUGCUUCAGAAUAAAAUCUAGUUGUAAGCAGUCUUAUGAUUUCAGUGGAGUUUUGGUUUAGUGUCUUGCGAAUAUUCUCGCUGGCCUGAUAUUAUUGUGAUCUGGUCAGGCUAGACAUUCGCUAAAUUAAGACCAUGCAUUGUGUCUCCAGAACUAGUUCUUUUCCCUAGUUUUGGUUUUAUAAAUGCUGGUAACAAACUAAAGGUAGGAUGUAUUUUCUUUGGUUUGACUACUGUUAACAUCUGGGUGUUAGUUUUUUAAUAGUUCUCUUCUCCUCCCCUCCCCCCCCCCCAAAAAA